UAGAGCUUCUGGAUCAUGACUGGAUUAUUGCUAAAAGGCAUAAGCUGAUUCCUUCAGUUUAUGCAAUAUUAGAUAUGCAAGAAGAUAAGUAUGGGUAUGUUGAUGCGAUAACAUAUUCGGGCCCAACUUUUAUAAGAAUCCGCAGUGAAAAAAAUUUUAACGACUUGAUAAAUGAGGAGCAAUUGCGCAACUACACUACAACAACAAAUAAACAACCUAAACCUGUAGUGGUACUGCUAAGUGAUAGUGGUCCUGACGAGAAUUCUGCAUGCUUUGCACCUCAUCAAAUUGUAUCUAAUCCAGUUAAAAGACGAAUAGUACCUCUAAGUCAUGACUUAGCUGACGUCAUACUCUCACACGAUACAUUUGGAACACAUUUGGAUACACAAUUGAGAACAAAUGAUGAGGAAUUAGAAAAACGUAAUUUUAAAGCAGCUGGAGAUGUUUUAACAUCAGUAUGGGAAAAUACAAUUAUAGAUAGUUACUCAGUUCUUGUCAAGUAUAUAGAUCUUUCUGAAGAACAUCACUAUCCAAAUGAGAAGUUGGCACUUUGGAUGGAGAAACAUGUAAUGACUUGUCAUUACAUGACUCAAGUCACAAAGUGUGAUGAUCAAAGCUGUUGCAAACCAUUUCGAAGUGAAAUAAGGCAAAUUCUUCCUAAUCGCUUUUUCCCCCCACCACUUAAAAUUCAACAAAAGCUUUCCGAUAUUUGCACAGCAAAUAUAAAUACAUCUGAUGAUACAAUUCAUUAUUCCAGUUUUCUCUUAUCUGUGUUAAUGGAAGGAAAGUUAAUUCCUUCAAAUAUGAAUUUACGGCGUUUUCAUUUUGAUUGGUACUGCCCAACUAUCAAUAAAUCAAUUAACGAAUAUAUAUGUCCCUAUUGUAAUAAGUAUUUUGCUUUAAAAAAAACUUUGAAUUACCAUACGCGAAAAUGUUCAUAUAAAGAAUCUAACUUAUCUGUAGAACUUCCUUUGGAUGUUCAAGAUUUCCAAGACGCUAUGUGGGUGGAAAAAGAAACAGUACCAGAAGAUGUAUUAGAAACUUAUCAUCAACAAGUACAGGUUCAAGAAAAAUUGAUUGCAGAUAAAGUAUUAAUAGUUGACUGGGACACUUGGAAUCAAUAUGAGUGGACCAAUGAAUAA
Molecule: messenger RNA, 1142 nt
Organism: Racocetra persica
Lineage: Eukaryota; Fungi; Glomeromycota; Glomeromycetes; Diversisporales; Gigasporaceae
Source: the annotation of a GenBank genome assembly